GCGUCGCAUCUGGUCAAAGGCGAGAGCCAAUCGGUUAGCUCCUUUGGCUGUGUUUUGAAUCAGAGGCAAUUUUAACCGUCGGGCGCCGAGGAAUCUGGGAGAAAGCGGUGUAGACAUAUACCCAAAUAAAUAAGUGAACUAACGCGCAUCUUGAAGUGGAAAAGCAGCAGAUGAAGAUGGAUUUGAACUCUAUGAAGUAUGCGGAGCUGCGAAGCAUCGCGAAGGAGUUGGGGCUGAAGGCAAACAUGAAGGCCGAUAAGCUCCUGAAAGCCAUUAAGCAUCACUAUGAAAAAGAAAAAAACAAUGACGAAGAAGCGCAGGUCCGAGUAGAUGAAAGUGCAGCUUCAGACAGCGGCCAGGAGAAUGUAGAUGAUGCUUCCCACCAAGAGGCUUCCAGUACGGCUGUGUUUGUGAACACACGUCGGGGGAGAGGAAAAUGCAUCAAGAGAAAGAUCACUGAUGCUGCUGAGGCUGCUGACCCAGCCGAGUCUUGCAGCAGUGCAGGGGAGAAGAAGAAGAAAAGGAAGGUGACCCUGGACAAAGACUCUGAGAUGAAUGAAGCGGAGCCCCAGCUGCACCCAGACUCCAAGGACAAAACUCCUGUGCUGGCUGAAACAGAGAUGAAUGUGUUCCCGUCGUCUGGUUCUCGUACGGAAAAGGCACCGAAGGUGGUAAAAGGCGGUAAGAUCCCUCGUUACCAAGGUCUCCAGCAAAAGAGCAAGACUUUGUUGAAGCCCACAACUCCUAACUUUAAAAAGCUGCAUGAGGCCCAGUUCAACAAGAUGGAGUCCAUUGACAUCUACGUCCAGCGGAAGACAAAGCAGAUGGAGACGUACAAAAAUCCAGUCAAAGACCAGAAGAAGAGUUCAGCGCGUGCCACCAUGUUCAGCCCCGGCAACAAGACGCCGGCCGAGGAAAGGCGUCGCCACACUUUGCUCUCAGCCAGUAAAAUCCCUUCAAAAAAACCCACGCAAAAAGAAGACGGUCAUUUCAGACCCUCUGUCCUUUCUGCCCGCAGGGUCAAUGUUAGAUUCUCGGAGGCUACGCUCGAUAAUGAGUUCAAGAGGUCGCUGGUGAAGACGCCGGCACGGAUGUCGCCGUGCGUCGCCUCCAGUACCCCCCAAAAACCGACUGCAGACGCAGCAAAGCCGGCCGCCGCCAAGUCUUCAGGUUUAUCUGCCCAGAAAACUCCAGUAGUUGGUAGGGGCUCGUUUUGCAUGAAUUGCUGCAUCAAUGCAGUGUGGCAUGGAGGCGAUCAGCUGGUUCUGCUGAGGUCGCGAUAUCGGCAACCACUGUAUCGUCAUCUGAGCAAAUCGAUUUAUCGCAAUACAGCAGGACCCUUCAUUUUCACUGGUAACAUGAGUGCUUUAGGAACGCCUGGAACCCAAAAGAAACCUGCCUUCGACUUGAAGGCGAGUCUGUCGCGCCCCCUCACCUACAAGCCCCAUAAAGGUAAACUGAAACCUUUCGGAGAUGUCAAGGAAAACGCAGUAGAAAACCAGUCUGCGAUCGCCAAUCCUCGCCAAGAAAGUUACAAACAGACCAAAAUCCAGACAAGGGAGGACCGGCGAACCAAACAAAUGGAAAGCCGGAAGCAGAAAAAAGAAAACCUGCUCGGGGCGAGGAGAGGACUUGUGAUGACGUAGACGGGGUUAUUCUUCAAAAUGACGGCCAUUGGGAAAGCGUGAUGCUUUUUACUGUAAAUAUUUUGAUGUAGAAAAGCUCAGAUUUUCCCCAACCUGCAUUAUUUGUAGAGAUAUUUGCUUUAAAGCUUUGUUUCUGUUAAUGCCGCAAUUUUCUCUGCUAUCAAGUAGAAACUCUUGUUUAUGUAAAUUUUUAACAAGUGUUUUAUGUGCUUUAUUUUUACUUUCUUCUGAGGGGAAAACAUUUAAUGGCCCAGAACUUGAUUUAAAAAGCUGUUUGACAUGUAAACCCUUUUCUUAAUUGUGAUGUUUUAUUAUUGAAUUUUGUAAUAAAAUUCAAAAUUCCCAUGAGGAGAAAAAAAAAAGUUUAAUCUUUGUGAUAAUUGCUCUUUAAAGAACAUCAGCAGGGAUUCCUGUAGAGUAGGAAAAUAUUUCUACAUCU
Molecule: messenger RNA, 2085 nt
Organism: Gambusia affinis (western mosquitofish)
Lineage: Eukaryota; Metazoa; Chordata; Actinopteri; Cyprinodontiformes; Poeciliidae
Gene: nusap1
Product: nucleolar and spindle associated protein 1
Exons: 12
Coding region: 171-1646 (491 amino acids)
Biological process (GO): mitotic cytokinesis; establishment of mitotic spindle localization; mitotic chromosome condensation
Cellular component (GO): microtubule; nucleolus; mitotic spindle
Molecular function (GO): microtubule binding
Source: RefSeq, a predicted model, not a curated record